Messenger RNA from Corvus hawaiiensis (hawaiian crow), 5230 nucleotides. It is a transcript of the gene DCSTAMP, whose product is annotated as dendrocyte expressed seven transmembrane protein. The record is from RefSeq and is a predicted model, not a curated record. The transcript has 4 exons. The coding region runs from base 110 to 1525 and encodes 471 amino acids. Lineage: Eukaryota; Metazoa; Chordata; Aves; Passeriformes; Corvidae. Gene Ontology annotation, cellular component: membrane.
UCUUGGUUCCCCACCAAAGUCAAGAGACACACAGCACGGUGAAGGACCUUCAAGCGCUUUACAGGAGUGCCUUUUGAGCCAUUUCAGUGUCAGCAACAAUCAGAAGAAAAUGCCAACUUGCAUCUCAAUAGCUCGGAAUGCAUGGGAAAUUUUUAUAUCUGAAAGGAAGCCUGGCUGGAAGUAUCAGAUACAGCUUUUUGCAGUUUGCUCUGCAGUUGGCUUCCUCUCCAGCUUUCUUUUUUUCCUUAGCAUGCACUUCUCCUUGGCCCAUUCUUUGGGGCCCUUACUGAUUUCUGGAUUCAUCUGGAUUUUGCUUUCUAUCAUGCUCUUCUGUUUCAAGCACCUGCGCUGUUUUAGUGUUCUGUUCCUCCUUUCUUGUGGACUGAAAAAUGGCAGGGAUGCUCUUAUAACUGCUGGCACUGGUGUUGUGGUGGCCAGCAACAUACAAAAUAUUUUUCACAAUCUAAAGGUUCUGGCAGACAGUAUAACCUGUCAUUUAAAGCAUGAGCAAUUUGCCUUGAUAAAAUAUUAUGUUGAGGCAAUAAAAUGGAUUUAUGAGGCAGCCAAGCUUCCUGCUGAACUAUCUAAAGAUAUAGUGGUCCUAAAGCAUGAAUUCACACCAUCUUACUCAAUUUCAGAUGGUGCAUUAAAACAAGAGCUAAACGAGACAGAGCAAGAAAUCCAGAGAAUGGCUAACCAGCUAUCUUUUAUGUUGACUAUACUGCCCUAUAUAGGUCAGAAAGUAUUGCCUAUAGUUGGGGUUUUUCUAGUUUCCUUUGGAACUGGCCUCUUUAUCAAAAAAUUUGUGGGUUCUCAUAGCGCCAAAUUUAAGAAUACUUAUAUCACAAAACAGUUCAUUGCAUUUGACGAGCACCAAAAGCAACAGCAAAGACCCUGUCUUCUGCCACUUAACAGAAAAGAGAGAAAAGAUUAUGUGACAAUCCCAUCUUUCUUCUUCACAAGAAAGGACAGGAAAAAAAUGCUGUGUUCUUUUCUCCCUGUAAUUAUUCAUCUUUGCAUCUGGCUUCUGUUUGCUGCAGUAGACUCUUUGUUUUAUUUGUUAAUUAUUUCUGUGAACAAAUAUCUCCAAGAAGUACCGGAUCUAGACAUUCAACUCAGUCUCUUUCAGAAUAAGAAUGAGAAAAGCUAUAUCAUUUCUAUGAAACAGCAUAUUGCAAAGACUGAUUCUUUCAAGAUCCCUUUGUUUAAGCAUAACUGCAUCCCUCAUCCAGAGCUCUCUCUCUCCACGACAUGGAUCCAGCUUGGAGUUAUCAUCUUCUUCUUAAUCAUUUUUGGGUUAUUCUCUGGCCUCCUGACCCAACUUAAAAUACUCGUGUCAGCUUCCUUUUAUCCUGACACUGAGAUAAAACGGAUACAUUAUUUGCAUGCAAAAUUACUCAAAAAAAGAGGAAAGCUACAAGAGAAAACUGGGAAGAACAUGUUUGCAAGAACGGUCAACUUUUGGUUUCCAAUACUCAAGGCAAGAGAGGCAGUGAGGAAGAAAGAAAGGAGUGUAGCAGAAUGACAGCAUGAUGUGAAAAAGACCAAGUGAAUCUUUGGAUAUGACUGAGAUGCUUUAGUUCCACCUGUGUUUCACGCCAUCUUUCCUAUGGAAUGUCAAUUUUAAAAUGUAAAAAUUUCAAACUCAAAGGGUGACCAGCAGUAUUUUGGAAAAGAUGCCAUUGUGGAUAGUGUGCAGUUCACCACAGAUUGCCCUGGACUGAAUUAAUACUUGGUUUUCAACUUGGGGUCUACAUUAUCUGAGAAACUUGAGAAAAUCAUGGAUGAUCUGUUCUUCUGUUUAAAAGCAAUAAAACAGUUUGGAGCUUUUAGGACUACAGAACAAACCUCUUUGGGUUCAGCUAACAGAGGAUGUAAUGGCAGCAGCAGGUUUGUCUUCUUCAUGUUUGCCAGACACUGAAGAUAGAAGACACAGCAGAGGCUGUCCCUUGCCUUCUGGGAUGCGGUUUAGAUGUUUCUAGACAUUUUUAUCUAUUUCUUAAGCCUCAAGCCCUUCAGCCUGGAUCUUUGUCAUCCCUAGCUCCUAGUCUCUUACCUAGUCUCCCACCCAGAAUUCCUUACUUGGUCUCAGUCUUCCACUUCCAUGUAUCUAUAGAAUGUACCACUAGCACAGAUUGUACCAUGCCUUUGAUAAUCAUGAGAGAGGUCAUGUAACAGGUAGAAGUGAGAAUGCUCACGAGAGCUAGAAGAGAGAGGAAUCAGGUGCUGUGGGUGCCAACAGGGUGUCUUUAAAGGGUGGGGCAUAUACAUAGAGGUGAACAAUGUUUCAAAUCUUGCAGACUGAGGAACCUUGCAGAAGAGACAAAAAUGGGCUUAAAUAUGUUGCAUAAGCACAACUGCCCUCAAUGAAAUAAAAUUGAGCCAAUACUGAAGUGCUUCACCCAUUCAACCAACAUUGGGGAUGUGACCUUCAUAUGAUACAAGAACAAAUGCAAAAUGCCUAAAGACAUAGGAAUGACUGAUGUAGCUUUAGAGAUUUAAUGUAGAGCUAAAAAAUGUGCCCAACAGGCAGUAUAUUUCUGAUUUUCAGCCACAGCCAACUUCCUUUUUUAGGCUGGAUAAUAGGAAAUUCUGCUCUCUUCCUCUAUAAUAAAUGCAUGGUUUCAGGACAGCCAUUGAUCAAUGUCUCUGUAAUCUGAAUGAAUUAAGACUUAAAACUCUAUGAUAGCAAGUACCAGAAGUUAUUUUCUCCCUAAACCACUGAAAAACACAAAGACUUCUUUUCUUUGGGCCUUCCAAAGUCUCACUUCUCCAUGGAUGCAGGUGGUUCAGGUUCCUGGUGUGACAACAAUUUGUCUCUGGAAAAUGGUGCUGGAUUAAAGCCGUGCAUGAUUGAGGGUUGUGCUGAAUGUCUCUGAGAGGCCUGACUGUGUCCUUUUUGCUGAAGUGGGACACCCCUGAAUAGUAGCAGAACAUCAGCUUGUAUUUUAGGUGCUACUGUCAAGCACCAGUAGCAAGAAGCAUUCUGGUGAGAGAGAAGCAAUUAGAAGGUUGCUCUAAAUUUGGACUCACAGAACAGAAUAGCUAUCCAGGUACUAUUGAUAAGAAGAUACACUCUUGUUACCAUUGCACAUGAAAGGGGAAGAGCUACAUGUCAUUAAGAGCUGAACAUUUUUUGGCAGCAUUCUGACUAAUUGCUGGCAGGAGUUGUAUGUGCUCCUUUCAAUCCCAAAGGACAAGCUGGUGACAAGCCCAAAUAUGGGGGCAAGUCUGGUUGACAAAACACCACCACCUGCUUCACUUGUCAUCAGGAGAAAAACUGUGGAGUUUCUUGCCAUUCCUGUUUGAUGGUAUUGCCGCUCAGAAUACCUUUUCUCUCUGUUGUUCUGCAAGGAGCAAGUGAAAGCUUUGGAGCUCAUGGGAAUGGUUCAUCAAAAGGACUCAGAUGUGGGUCAGUCGUUGGGAGAGAUGCCUAAAUCUGUUAGGACUUUGAGUUCUGGAGUAGAGUCUCAGGCCAAUGCCAUACCUGCACUUUAGGAAAUUCAGCCAAUGUUGAAUGUGGACGCUCCCACUGCUAUCUGUCAGGACAAUUAAGUAUUGCUUAGUUUGCCCUUCAAACUGGUAAAAGACAAUCCUUCUUGGGUAAAUAAUUUUAAUUCCGUACAACAUGUUCAGUUCUGGUAAAUAUUUUACCUAGAUGCUUGACCACACUACUAGUGACAGAAGACAUGGAAAAGCCUGAGGUAUUUCUUUAUCUUGGUCUUUACAGGUAAGACUGAUCUUUAGCCAUACCAGACCACUCAGACCUGAAGGAAAGGCUGGAGCAAGGAAGACUCACCCCUAAUGGUUAGAGAGCACUCAAACACACAGGAGCACUCAAACACCUCAAGACAUGAUGGGAGGAAUCCAUGUGUAUAGAGGGUACUGGUUGAUGUCACUGAGAGGCAUCUCAGUUUUUUUGUAGAAGGUCAUGGUGAUCAGGAGGGAUUACUGAGGACUGGAAGAAAGCACGUGUCACUCCCAUUUUCAAGCAGUGAAAGAAGGAAAAUCUGAGAAACUACAGAUUUGUCAGACUCAUCUCAAUCUGUGGGAAGGUGAUUGAACAAUUUCCCCUGGUAGCUGCUUCCAAACAUAAAGGCCAGAAAGUUGACUGGUAUAUCACUGAAACGCAAGAAAAACGUUCUUACUGUGAGUGUGGUCAAACACUGGAAUGGGAUGCCCAGAGCAGUUAUGGAAUUUCCAUCCUUGGAGAUACUCAAAACCCACUAGACAUGGCUCUGAGCAGCUCAGAGCAGCAGGGCUAGAGGAGAUAUCUCUAGAGCUGCCUGACAGCCUCAGCCAUUCUGUGAUUAUUGACGUUAACACAGCACAUUGCAGGAAAAAUACUAGAUAUGCACAGCAAAAGCAGGUUUUAAUUUGUGAAUAUGCUGUGCCAGCAUCAAGGGUGCCACCUGACAAAUAUUGUUACAAUUACACUCAUACAAGAGUCACAUACUUGAGUGGACUAACACACACUUUGUUUCUGUGACCAUACACAUGCAUACCUGUAUGCUGAAGAUGAGCUGAACAGCAGGCAAAGGAGAUAAAUUUGCUCUCCCCCAUCUCGCUAAACCUGGUCUAUCAGGGGAAAUGGCACAUUCUGAACCUACUUUUUUUAUUUUUUCUAAAUCUUUUCUGAAUCAAGUUCACCUUCUAUACCUCAGCCUUGAGUUUUAUCUCAGUGGUAGGACAGUUCUUACCCUGACCCUGACUAAACAUAUUCCUUCAGCUGUUCAGUGUCUUUCUUUAGCUGUACAGCUGUACAGGUCUGUUGCUCCCCUGAAAUUGCACAGCAACAUACUUCUCAUUUUCUCCAGACCUUAUUUUCUUUUUAUUUUCUCCCAUUUGUUUCUGUCCCAUGAGUAGGGGAAGUCUGGGGGUUUGUUUAUCUUCAGCUGUCUCCUCUGCAAGUUGUUCAGCUAUUUCCUUGGCCUCUCUGUUUACCAUAACCCUCAACCGCAGGAUUCAGUUGUUCUCUUUUCUUAAAAAAAAGUGUACAAGUUCCAAUAAAAAACCAGCAUUCCACCCACAAUUAUUUCUGUUCCUCUUCUUGCCUACCCUCUCCUCAGAUUUCCUACAUUUUAUUUUGGCUCUUCCGUCAUUCAUAAUCUUCUUUCCUCUUUUCAUCUCCAACAUCAUUCUUUCUCAUACAUAAAAGUAUACAAUGCUUUUCUUUCUGCUGAGCACAAGGGAACUAUAGGUGCCGUUGAAAUUAAGGAUUUUUAUUCAU